UUGUUGUUGUUUUUGUCGUCGUCGUCAUYGUUGUUGUUGGUGUUCGUGUUCCUGUGUUAAGUGGUCUAUAGCAGCAGCUGCAACACAAAAUUAUAUUCGAUUGAAAGAGAACACGCCUUACCGCCAACAAUGGACAUGGAGUACGUGAAUAUCAACCAAUUUAAUGACCUCGAGCUCGCGUCGCGCAUGCGCACCUGUAACUAUGAGAAAUACAAAUCUCUCGUUCGUAUGCAUCUCUCAUUCGAGCUUGAGCUGAACACCGAUGAAUUUGAUUUGGCCUGCCACGAAAUCGUAUAUGAGGACAAAGGAAAGCUCAAGAAGUGGAACAGGCUGUCCAAGAAACACAGAUUGGGCCAUGUUGGCAACGCUGCAGGUGUUGCCACUGUGGCCGGCUGUGCCGCAGGUCAUGGCAGCAAAUCGGUGGGAAACAGUCCCACCGAAUGCAUCCAACAGCAAAUUGAUGCAGGUUUUCAAAUGCAUAUGCUGGAACUAAAGGCAUUUUUAAUGCUGGAAAAGAAUAUCACUCAGGAGGGUCUUUUUCGUAAAACAGGCGCAGUCUCGCGUCAAAAUGAGUUGCGUCUGCACAUUCAACAGGACAAGCCAUUGGAACUGGAGCAAACUGGCUUCUCGGCGCACGACUGUGCAACCGUAUUCAAAAGCUUUUUGGCCGAACUACCCGAACCUUUGCUAACGGAUGCUCACUAUCCAGCACAUCUGCAAAUCGCACCUCUUUGUCAAGCCCUCACAGAGAAGACACAGGCCUCCUUGGAAAGGCAGCAGCAUUUGCUGCACUCGGUCCAGUUGCUGAUUCUGCUGCUGCCGGAUGAGCAUCGCGAACUGCUGCAGCAUAUUAUAGAAAUGCUGCACGCUGUUGCGCAACAUGAGGAUAGCAAUAAGAUGUCCGCCGAGAAUCUGGCCACAGUAUUCACUCCACAUCUAAUAUGUCCACGUAACCUGCCGCCAGAAGUGCUGCACUAUACAGCAAAGCGAAUGUCCAGUAUUAUUGCUUACAUGAUUACCCGAAACAUGGAAAUCUUCGCUGUGCCCGCCAAGCUGGCAACCGAUAUUCGGGCGUACUUUCUUGAACGCAAACGCAAGAAAACAAUGUCGCCGGAGCAAACGCUUGACGAAUCAAUCUCGGACAUCUCAACGGUCAACACGGUGUACACUUUUGUAGAUCGGGCCGCCACUGCAGCAGCAACAAACACUAACAACACGGAUACAGAGUUGGCCCAAUUAUACGCUCACAUCCAAAGUCUGCCCGAAUCGUCAAAGAAACGUCGCCUAAUCAAACAGUUUAACAAACAAAAUGGACAGGGUACUCCAUUGCAAUUGGUCGUUAUGAAUCGGCUAAAGAACAAUGAGGCAACUCGUAGCGCCAAGUCCUUGAGUGACUCGAUUAAGAAACACAUAUUCCAUAAGAGUCUCAUGUCACGUACUCCAAAACGUGCACCUGGCUUGCAGCCCUUGCGCGGAUCUGAGACGCCCAAUCUAACGCAUGCCAAAACUCCGAAGUUGCGUGUACUGUUCCAAAGUCCAACGCCAGCGAUGCAUAUACCCACAUCGGGACUCGGCACUAAACCAUCAUCAUCAACCUCAUCAGCAUCAUCAUGUGGCUCUAACACAAUGCACACUCUUCACAAGUCCAUCUCAUCCACAUCCCUGAAAAUUGAAUCGUCAUCGGAUAGUAGCAGCUGUGGCGCUAAUAGCAGCCAUUCAGCUCCUGUGAGCCGGCAGCAAUCGCAUGAGCUGGCCACGGGAUCAACUGCUGGGCCGGAGCUAGACGAGAUCGACGCAACGUGCUGUGUGACGCCGGCGAAGAUCAUCUCGGCUGUGGCCCAGCAGCUGAUCGGUGGGGCCGAUAAAAAGACCGUGGCAUGGAAUGAUCGCCGUUUGCUGGAGAUCGAAGAGUACUCGAAUCCCUGCACACCCGUGCAGCAAUCGUCGCGAUACAAGUCCGAGCCUAAUUUGUGUAGUCUGCGGCCACAGGUGCACGACGACGAUGGCGAGUGCGACGGCGAUGCAGAAUCAGCGCUGACGCCCAUUGUGGAGGUAUCAACAACCACAACGACCAGCAGCGGCAUGGGCAAGUCGAUAACGCGCAAACUGAUGAAGGGUGUCAGCAUGGGUAACCUGCGCUUUCCAUUCAGCACGCCGGAGACAACGAAACGUUUGGUGCGCAGUGUUUCGGCAACACUCAAGCGACGUCCCAGCAGCAGCGACGAUGCUAAGCACAUAGGCUCCCAUACGCAGACUGCUGAUGCACCGCUGCUGGAGGAUGUGGACGAUAGCGAUCUCGAGGAUGAAGAUGGCGAUGGUGAUGACGACACCUUGUCCGAGAUAAACGGCAGUUCCAAUGAGCUGCCCGGGGGCCUGGGCAUGGCAGUUGAUGUCAGCUACCAUCAACAGCUGCUGCAGAGCAGUGUUUAUCGAAACCUGGAUCUGAUAACAAGCACGCCAGCAUUGCGUAUGGCACGUCGUUCCAUGUCACCCAUAACCAAAUCCACGCAGCGCAUGCCCAAAGCCAUGCAGGAAUCCAUUAUGACGCCGCGUUCCCGCAAGCCUGUGAUGCUAUUAACUGCAUUGGGCAAUGCUGACAAGCAACAGAACCAGAGCUGCUUUCUCGACCAGCAGCAGCAGCAGCAGGACGAUGAGGUGCUCCUGCCUAGUAAACAGUUGGAGCCGCCUGUGUUGCACAGCGAAGAUGCAACUUCCCUAGGUGGCUAUGCGGACAUACUGAGACGCCAGCAAAGCCUAAUAGUCCAAAGGCAACGCACGAGCAGCAGCAGCAAUAGCAACAGCAAUGACUUGGAGCUGGAGCCCUCGAUGGCGGGAAAGCCGCACAAUGCGCUGUCAAACGAUUUCAAAGAAUAUUUGCUUACGCGCAGUGUCUUGACGGCGAGUCCAGCGGAUUCAUCUUUUGCCAGUCGUUCAGAUGAUUUUGGUGGUGCCAACACCACACAGGACAUCGAGGACAUUGAGGAUUUCGAGGAGUCAGAACUGAGUCCCAGCUUGUUGUAUUGCUUGGAUGGUAACGAACCGGCAACUGCUUCACCUCUCUGUAGCCUAAAUAUCGGACGUAAGCGUUCGGCGGGCUCGCCACUGAAGACCCCGCUCGUUCAUGAUGAUCCGAACAAUAAGGAAAACCUUUCAAGUGAACAUUUACUAACGAAGAAACUGCUAAUUACUUCUACAGCGGAGUAUCCAGGCGAAACGGCACUUUAGCUUUAAGUGUUUCACACAUUUGAACGUUAAAACCGUUGCACGGUUUUAAAAAA
Drosophila arizonae is the source of this 3278-nucleotide messenger RNA. RefSeq names its product Rho GTPase activating protein at 54D (gene RhoGAP54D). Gene Ontology annotation, molecular function: GTPase activator activity. Gene Ontology annotation, biological process: signal transduction; regulation of small GTPase mediated signal transduction. NCBI's taxonomy places the organism in Eukaryota, Metazoa, Arthropoda, Insecta, Diptera, Drosophilidae. Gene Ontology annotation, cellular component: cytoplasm. The record is from RefSeq and is a predicted model, not a curated record.